UCCUCUUAAGAUUGAUCUCAUGUUUACAAGACUGUCUAUGCCAACUGUUUCUGAUAAGCUUGAUCUCAGAGAUGACUCGCAUCUCAGAAGCCUGGAUAUAAGAUAUAUAUGGACCUUAAAUGGCUGCAGAGUUACUGAUGAAAUACUACACCUAGUGCCAAUUAAAGAGAACAACUUCUGGCUCACGCUCCGUGCAAUUAAACUGUGGGCAAAACGUCUUGCAGUUACAAAUGAGAUUCUCCAAGGAAAAUCAGACUGGCCAAAGCUCUUUGAACCACAGAACUUCUUUCAGAAAUACAUACAUUAUAUUGUGCUGACUGCUAGUGCCUCUACUAAAGAGCAUCACUUAGAGUGGAUUGGCCUUGUGGAAUCUAAAAUUCGUGUGCUGGUUGGAAACUUGGAGAGGAAUGAAUUCAUAUCUAUUGCACAUGUAAAGCCACAGUCUUUCCCUGGCAGCCGAGAACUUUGUAAACAGAGUGGAUAUGUGUCAAUGUGGUUUCUUGGAAUCGUGUUUAGGAAAGUGGAGAAUGCAGAAAGCGCUAACGUUGAUUUAACGUACGUUAUACAGUCAUUCAACGAUACAGUUUACAGCCAGGCUAACUACCUCAAUGUGCUAAAGGAAGGUAUGAAGAUUGAGGCAGCUCAUGUGAAGAGAAAGCACCUCCACCAUUUUUUGCCUGCAGAAACCUUACAGAAAAGAAAGAAGCAAAGCAUGCCAGGUAGUAGUCAAAAUGCUAGUGGGCUUCAGGGCAAAAGGACUUCUUCGGAUGGAAGCUGUUUGGACAGUUCCAGAGACACGGACUCCAGAACACCAGAUAAUUCCUCUUCGUUACCUAAGAUUUCUAAAGUGGACACUGCUACAGCCGAGAGAGAAAGAAAUGCUGUGUAUACCUCGUGUAGCUGUGCCAUCAGUGUCUAAGGGACUCUCCAUUCCUAUUACAGAUUCAGGUAUGUAUUGAAGUAGUAGAUGGAAUGCAGUCUUUAAUUUCAUGGCUGAACUCUAGAAGCUCGGUGUCUCCUACAGAAAUGGAGGCUACAGUUGCAAUAAGAACACCGGGGCCUCCAGUUGGUUGCACCAUUCCAGAACAGAACACAGUUUCUCCACCCGGAGCACGUUUUGUCCCAGGACAGCAUGAAUUAAGUGGGACUCGAAUUACAGAUCCUAAGAACACGGCACUUAAAUGACCUUAUUCACUGACCACUGAAGGACCUCGCUCACCUACAUCAGAAGAACGCCCCAAAACACUAGCAGACGGAGAAAAGUUAACUGGCCAGGAUUCAGCAUUCAAAGAUGGAGACAAUCCAGAAGAUGGCAGCAGCAGAUCUACAGACAAUGGUGUUAAGAAGAAGUUUAGGAAGAAAUCAGGUUACUAGUUUCCUGGACUUGAUCCAGCAUAGGUCAGAUUACACGCUUUAUUUUAAUCUACCCUGACUCAACGCUUGGCCCAGUGCAGAGUGAUGUUGCUGUUCGGGAGUUUCCCUGGCUAUUGCAGAGGUUGGAUGCUGCCCCAGGACUAUGCAGAUUAGAUUACACCUGUUUUAAAUAAAGUUCAAACUGCA
Messenger RNA from Aquila chrysaetos chrysaetos, 1560 nucleotides. RefSeq names its product poly(A) polymerase gamma-like. Bases 20 to 919 code for a protein of 299 amino acids. The transcript is spliced from 12 exons. The record is from RefSeq and is a predicted model, not a curated record. Gene Ontology annotation, cellular component: nucleus. Gene Ontology annotation, molecular function: poly(A) RNA polymerase activity; RNA binding. NCBI's taxonomy places the organism in Eukaryota, Metazoa, Chordata, Aves, Accipitriformes, Accipitridae.